Molecule: messenger RNA, 1326 nt
Organism: Vigna umbellata (rice bean)
Lineage: Eukaryota; Viridiplantae; Streptophyta; Magnoliopsida; Fabales; Fabaceae
Source: RefSeq, a predicted model, not a curated record
AAAAUACACACAUUCUACAUUCUACAGUCUAUAUAUAGCAGAAGAAAUUGGGUACGUACAUGGCAUAUAUCAGUCUGUGAAUCUUCAAGAGCACUGAAGAUUUGAACAUAACAUGGAGUUUUUGUUCAGAGUGUUGAUCAUUCUGAGUGUUCUUGCACCUGGAUUGAGCAGCACAACAACUACUUUCAAUGUUUUGAAAUAUGGAGCAGUCGGAGAUGGACAAACCAACGAUUCUCCAGCCUUUCUGAAGGCAUGGAAAGACGUUUGUCAGAGCAAGUCACACAUAUCUCAGCUCAUCAUACCAGCAAAACGAACAUUCAUGCUGAAGCCUACUACAUUCAGUGGUCCAUGCAAAUCCAAUUACACCUACAUUCAGCUUUCAGGGAACAUUGUUGCACCAAAAACAAAACCGGAAUAUUCUGGAUUCCACACGAAUACAUGGCUUGGCUUCUCAUUCAUCGAUGGUUUAAUUAUAAGUGGGAAAGGGUCCAUUGAUGGUCGAGGCUCUAUCUGGUGGCAACAACCUUGCUUAGGAAAUUCACAACCUGGGACAACCUGCCGUCCACCAACAGUGAGUAAAAGCUCUUCAUACUUUCUUUAUUGCUACUCAUUAUCUAAAUAAUGAUCCAAGCAUUUACUGAUUACACAAUCAAAGAUAUAAUUUGUCUGUUUUAUUCUUGGAAAAACAAAUUAAUAUAAUUAAGGAGAUAAAGUAUUUCUUGAUUCACUAUAUUAUAUAGCAAACCCAUAUUGAUGGCUUUUCAUUAAAAAUUAAGGCAAGGAUGACAUUCAUGAACAAAUUAAAAUUCAUAAGUCUGAUGUGCUUCAAUUUGUCAGACAGAAUUGAUAAUCAUUGCUGAUGCUUAUACAAAAUUUAAGUUUUGGACGUUUUGUUGUUUUCAGCUUUAAAGUUUACCUCAUUAUUAGCAUAAAAAAGUGUGACAACUUUCAUUUCCUUCAAGUUAGGAUCACUUUAUUUAUACUUGAAAAAGGUGUUAGGAAUUCAUGGUAAGUUGAAAUCUCAUAUUAGUUAAAAAUGAGUGAGAUUACUAAUAAACAUGGAAAGCUCGGCCAACAAUAUAUUCAAUUCGACAGACAGUAAGAAAGCUCGACAGACAACAUGAAGCUCGAUUGGUAAUAUAACCAGUUAGCAUGAGAGCUCGGCUGGUAGUAUAACCAGUCCGAUUAUAUGGUCUGUUUCGGUUUGUGGAAUUAGGGUUAAAUCUUCUUGCACAAAUUGUCUUCAAUCUUCAUACUUGAAUAAUUUGGCAAUAAGUGUGUAUUAAAAGUAAUCAACCAUUUAAAUAUCAAACCUGUAUUUAUAGA